Molecule: messenger RNA, 3468 nt
Organism: Gavialis gangeticus (Gharial)
Lineage: Eukaryota; Metazoa; Chordata; Crocodylia; Gavialidae
Gene: CCDC85C
Product: coiled-coil domain containing 85C
Exons: 7
Coding region: 502-1716 (404 amino acids)
Cellular component (GO): apical junction complex
Source: RefSeq, a predicted model, not a curated record
CCGCCCGCCCGGCCGCCCGCCGGGUACAAAGGCAUUGACAUCAUCCGGGAGCGCAGGGGCAGGUUUCUCUCCCUCUCCUGCAUCAGCAGCUGUUCAGCCUCCCUGGGUGCCUGGAGCUGGGCUGCGCUUUUAUCCGCAGUUCCUGCUCCCCUUUGCAUUGCCGGCGCUGGAGGGGAGGGGUGCGGGCGAACAAGUGAAAGGCAGAGGCUGGGGGUGCGCCCAGGGGGAGUGCAUCCAUUCACUUGGCACACUUGCACCCCAAUUCCCCUCUCCUUGCGUUUCUUUUUUAAUCCAUUGUUUGCUGGUUUUGACAUGGGGGCCGUGGGGGGACCAGUCUGGUUUGGAUGUGCUGGCCUUGUCUGCCUGGUCCGCUUAGAAGAGCUGUAAUAUUUCUUCCCCCAAAACAUACAUACAAAUAUUUUUUUUUUUUUCACUAAGUCCCCAGGGGGAAAAUCGGAUUUUUUUUUUUCCUUGCAAACGGACGCUGCUCUAGACAGGAACAUGGCCAAAAUUUCCUUGGAGGAGUCGAAAGAAGACUUGAGCAAAAUAUCUGAGGAGGAAUUGAUGAGAUGGAGCAAGGAAGAGCUGGUGAAAAGGCUGCGGAAAGUCGAGAAUGAGAAAAUGAACCUGAUGGUGGAGCACGGCAACUUAAUGAAGGAUGUGAACCGGAGGCUGCAGGUUCACCUGCAUGAGAUCAGGGGGCUGAAGGAGGUCAACCAGAAACUGCAGGAUGACAACCACGAACUGAGAGAGCUCUGCUGCUUCUUGGAUGAUGAUCGGCAGAAGGGCAAGAAGCUGUCCAGGGAAUGGCAGAGGUUUGGGCGGCACACGGCCAGCGUGAUGUGGAAGGAAGUUGGGGUGUAUCAGCAGAAGCUGAAGGAGCUGGAGGCAAAGCAGGAGUCCCUCAUGAGGGAGAACAUGGAGCUGAAGGAGAUAGUCCUCAUGUUAGACGAAGAGAGAAAUGGAGCUGGCUCCAGGAGCUCCAUAGACAGCCAGGCCAGUUUGACCAAUUUGAAUGGGGGCUCUGGCACCAGGGAUGUGGGGGAUGGCAGUAGCACCUCGAGCACUGGCAGUGCAGGGAGCCCAGAUCACCACCACCAUCACCUCAACCAUCACAAACCCGUCGACAACAAAGCCGGAGCCAUAAGGAGAUCUAUGGACGAUUUGUCUGCACCUCUUCACCACAGGAGUAUCCCCAAUGGCCUCAAUGAUUCAUCUUCCAACUAUAUCAGGCAACUUGAAACAAAAGUCAAACUGCUGGAGGAUGACAAUAAACUCCUUUCUCAGCUGGCUGACCGCAACUGCUUGCCAAGAAAUUUCAUUAAGCAGUCUAGCACCGGGGAUUUGAGGACUCUAAGAAAAGGGUUAUCCCCGUACCACUCUGAAUCUCAGCUGUCGUCAUUGCCGCAGUAUCAAGAUGCCAUGCAAAAUGGCCCAACUCGUAUGACUCCCGAUCUUGCUUCCUCUCCUUCAGCAGGAUAUGUCCCUGUGGGUCAGAAACCUGAGGCUGUCGUGCAUGCUAUGAAGGUCCUUGAAGUCCAUGAAAAUUUGGACAGGCAAAUGCAAGAUAACUAUGAAGAAGACCUGAGUGAAAAGGAGAAAGCAAUUGUUCGUGAAAUGUGCAAUGUUGUCUGGCGAAAGCUGGGUGAUGCAGCCAGUUCCAAACCAUCCAUCCGGCAGCACCUUUCUGGAAACCAAUUCAAGGGUCCGUUGUAGGAACAUUGAAUUGAAUACUGGGAGCCACUCUGGAAAGAACGAGAGAGCUGAUUGUUUCUAGCUGCCAGUUUUUGGGGGUGUUUUUUUGGUAACUGUCUAUAUUGUAAAUAUGGCAGCUAAUGGCGUAGUCUGCAGGCUUGGGUGAUCUGGAACCUGCGUUAAAUGGGUCAACCAGACUUGUGUCAUUUGUAUUGUAGUGUGAAUCUGCUUUGUUGUACGGUCUGUAUGUAGAAUUACGUAACACGAGAGAAUUUGUAGGAGGAAAAAAUGAAACCUUAACCUGUGGCGAUGUUACGAUUUGUAUCGCUUGUGUCCACCUGCUUGUUAAUCGAUUCAUACCUAGGCUGGCAGCUUUUAGCGUGGUUUUGGAACCUCCUGAGGAAAGAGCAGUCUGAAUCCGUUGGCUUUGUGGCCGGCCGGUUCUUGAGCUACUAACGCUGCUUCACGAUCCUUACUUUUGGCAGGGGGGACAUGCAACUGUUCUCAGGAGAUGCCGUAGGAAAUACUUUUGUGGAGCAAGAAUACAGUGAGAAAGCACCUUGUACGUUGAACUCUGUUGACCAUGACAAGUAAGUAGCGGACACGAAGAAUAACCCGAGGAGGCUCCAUUUCAGCUGCCUCGUGAACUGCUGUUUGUGGAAUAAAUGACACUUAAGAUUUCUGCAGUCAUAAUGUGAAUAACUUUCAGUCCUUUAGCCACACACACCAGUAUUCAGUAUAAAAACGGUAACACUGUUCCUGUAAAGCUUUUGCUGUAAAACACUUUAACCGAGAAGAGUUUCCUCAGCAACGUAUAUGGCGCACAGUAUCUGUGAAGGAAGUUCAUCCGUUGGAGCCCGGUGUUUCAAUAAGUAGCUUACUGAAAAGAGCGUUUUAAUGGGCUUGUUGAAGUCCCCAACUAAAUUGGUUACUUUGCAAUGUAACCAAAGCAACAAUCUUUCAAAGCUGAAUAAAAACUAUGUAAACACAGGCUGUCAGAUAAGACUGCUGCUGCCAUUUAAGCUUUAUUUUUGUUAAUGAACCAAAAUGCGUGGGUUUUUCUCUUUCAAGCUGCUGUAUAUAACACAAUAUAUUUCAUCCUUUUUUAUUGUGGAGUAGCUGCUUGCAUAGCCAUAGUAAGUCUUCCCCACCCUCCCCCACCUUCCCUUUCUUUCAUCUUGUCACCCCAUCUGGUCCUGUAUUUCUUUGACUGUUCCUUCCCUUUCCCCCCAGAUUGUUCACAGGAAACUGGGCUUGGUUUUUAACCCACCAUUGUAAUAUACGUUUAAAGGGAGGUGCCUGUAAGCUUAAUAGCACCUUCAAAAAUUGCAUUGGUUUUGGUGAUUGGUUUGAAGCUUUCAUAACUUCCAGUUGUCACUUUCCUUCUAGAAGAAUUGGUCACAAUUGCCUAAAAUGCAGUUGAAUUAGCUGGAAAGGUUAUUGCUGGUAGAGGCAUCUGUUUGUAUUAGCUGUGAGUUCUGGACUAGGGUUUGCCUCUUACUAUGAAGCACCUAUCCAAAAGUAGGGAGGGAGCCAGUUCUGCAGGUUGUCAAAUAGGUGUAUAUCCCAUUGUCUCUAAUGAGACCACUCGCUUGAGUAAGGACUUUGCAGGAUUGGGUUCUAGAUUGGUAAGCAAGAAGGAAGAUGGACAAAAUAAACGUUAACUAGUUAAUGGAAAAAAAUCCCUUGUUUACUCGGGACAGAAGUCUAACUGGGGACAAGAAAUGAAGAACAAGAGAGAAGUGAUUGAUUAAAAAACAAAACAAAACAAAA